CUCACCUCAACCCUCGUCCAUCUCACAUCAACUGCGUCACGACUGCACGAGCAUCAUAGCAGUAGCAUCCACGACAUCGCAGUGACCUAGCCCCCCUCGCCCCUCUUCUCUCCUCCUUGUCCACCGACCCCAUCGCCCACAAUGGCUACCGCUCAGGUCGGCGUGCUGCCCGUGGCGAGCAUACCCGUCAACUACGAGGAUGAGCUCCAAAAGAUCACCGACUUCCUUACGCGCUUCGUCCCGAACAAGGACGCGCGCAGGCGCGCGACGACCCUCCCCGAGGACGACGACGACGAGGCCGAGUCGGAGCCCGAGAGCGUCGCCGACGAAUUUGACGACCUCGACGUCGACGACGACGGAGAGUACUCCAAGGCAAAGUACAUGCGCAUCAUGCGCCGGGUGGCCAACCGCCAGACGACCGAGGUGGUCAUCGACCUCGCCGACCUGCAGCAGUUCUCCAACGACCGCACCCUCCUCCACAACAUUGUGCACAACACGCGCCGCUACGUCCAGCUCUUUGCCGACGCGCUCGACCAGCUCAAGCCCGCCCCAGACCACAUGGCCGACCACACUGACGACGUCCUCGACCUCAUCAUGCAGCAGCGUCAGGAGCUCAACGCGCAGAUGGAGGACGGCGACACUGUUGACCAGUCCCAGUUCCCUCCCGAGCUCAUGCGCCGCUUCAACGUCUACUUCCGCCCUGUUCGCAGCAAGGACAUCCUCGCUGUGCGCUCCGUCCGCGCCAACCACCUCGGCAACCUCAUCACCGUUCGCGGCAUCGUCACCCGCGUGUCCGAGGUCAAGCCCCUCCUCCUCGUCAACGCGUACACCUGCGACUCGUGCGGUAACGAAAUCUUCCAGGAGGUGGCCCAGAAGUCUUUCACCCCCCUCUCGACCUGCCCCAGUCAGACAUGUACCGUCAACCGCACUAACGGCAAGCUCCACAUGCAGACCCGCGCCUCGCGCUUCCAGGCCUUCCAGGAGGUCAAGAUCCAGGAGAUGGCCGACCAGGUCCCAGUGGGCCACAUUCCCCGCUCCAUGACGGUCCACCUGUACGGCUCGCUCACGCGCUCCGUCAACCCCGGUGACAUUGUCCACAUCUCGGGCAUCUUCCUGCCCACUCCCUACACCGGCUUCCGUGCCAUGCGCGCAGGCCUGCUCCAGGACACCUUCCUCGAGGCCAUGCACGUCAACCAGCUCAAGAAGCAGUACGACGCGAUGCAGCUCACAGACGAGAUCAAGGAUGCCAUCGACGAGCUCACCCAGGACGCCAACCUUUACUCGCGUCUCGCCAACUCGAUCGCGCCCGAGAUUUACGGCCACGAGGACGUCAAGAAGGCCCUCUUGCUGCUCCUCGUUGGCGGUGUCACCAAGACUGUCGGUGAUGGCAUGAAGAUCCGUGGUGACAUCAACAUUUGCUUGAUGGGUGACCCCGGUGUUGCCAAGUCGCAGCUCCUCAAGUACAUCACCAAGGUCGCCCCCCGUGGCGUCUACACCACAGGUCGUGGUUCGUCUGGCGUCGGUCUCACGGCUGCCGUCAUGAGGGAUCCCGUCACUGACGAGAUGGUUCUCGAGGGAGGCGCGCUUGUCCUCGCCGACAACGGCAUCUGCUGCAUCGACGAGUUUGACAAGAUGGACGAGUCGGACCGUACGGCCAUUCACGAAGUCAUGGAGCAGCAGACGAUCUCGAUCUCCAAGGCCGGUAUCAGCACAACCCUCAACGCCCGCACGUCGAUCCUCGCGGCUGCCAACCCUCUGUACGGCCGCUACAACCCCAAGGUCUCGCCAGUCGACAACAUCAACCUCCCCGCCGCCCUGUUGUCGCGUUUCGACAUUCUCUUCCUCAUUCUCGACACGCCCAACCGUACCGACGACGAGCGCCUCGCCCAGCACGUCACCUACGUGCACAUGCACAGCGCACCGCCCGAGCUCGACUUUGAGGCCAUCGAGCCCACGCUCAUGCGCCACUACAUUGCCGAGUGCCGCAAGAUCCGCCCGACCGUUCCUGCCGCGAUGAGCGAGUAUAUUGUCUCGAGCUACGUCCAGAUGCGCAAGCAGCGGAAGGAGGACGAGGCCGAGGACAAGAACUUUACGUACGUGUCGGCGCGUACCCUCCUCGGUGUGCUCCGUCUGUCGCAGGCGCUCGCUCGUCUGCGCAUGGACGGCACGGUCGGCCAGGGCGAUGUCGACGAGGCCCUCCGCCUCAUGGAUAUCUCCAAGGCGUCGCUGUACGAGCACCAGCAGCAGCGUGACGGUGAGGACCGCACGGACACGUCCAAGAUCUUCCGCAUCAUCAAGGACAUGGCCAGUGGUCGCGGCGCCGCUGCUCGUCGCCGUGCGGGCCGACAGGGCCAGGACGAGGAUUACAUGUCCGAGGACGAGGAGCUGCAAGAGCUGUCGAUCAUGGCCCUUCGCUCGCGCGUCAUCGCCAAGGGCUUUACCGAAAACCAGUUCAUGGACACGCUGCAAGAGUACGAGAACAUGGGCGUCCUGAUGCGCACCGCCAACGGCACGCGGGUACGCUUUGUCGACGCCGACGAUGUCUAG
Messenger RNA from Vanrija pseudolonga, 2547 nucleotides. RefSeq names its product DNA replication licensing factor MCM7 (gene mcm7). Gene Ontology annotation, molecular function: single-stranded DNA binding; ATP binding; ATP hydrolysis activity. Gene Ontology annotation, biological process: DNA replication; DNA strand elongation involved in DNA replication; DNA replication initiation. Bases 142 to 2547 code for a protein of 801 amino acids. Gene Ontology annotation, cellular component: MCM complex; nucleus. The transcript has 5 exons. Lineage: Eukaryota; Fungi; Basidiomycota; Tremellomycetes; Trichosporonales; Trichosporonaceae. The record is from RefSeq and is a predicted model, not a curated record.